This is a messenger RNA of Mesitornis unicolor (brown roatelo), 404 nucleotides long. Its product is annotated as ankyrin repeat domain-containing protein 55-like. Gene Ontology annotation, molecular function: protein binding. The record is from RefSeq and is a predicted model, not a curated record. The transcript is spliced from 4 exons. Lineage: Eukaryota; Metazoa; Chordata; Aves; Mesitornithiformes; Mesitornithidae. The annotation marks the transcript as partial.
AUGGAUUUCAGUGCCUCAUCAGUGUUCGAUCAGCACAAAGGUGAUGCAGCAGAAGAGAUUGACUUGACUGUCGUUUACCAAGCAGCAGCUAAUGGCGAUGUGAACACACUGACUGCAGUGAUUCGAGAGGAUCCUUCCAUCCUGGAGUGCUGCGACAGUGAGGGUUGCACGCCUUUGAUGCAUGCUGUAUCAGGACGCCAGGUUGAUACAGUGAAGCUUCUGUUGAAGAUGGGAGCCAAUAUUAACACUCAAGAUGCUUGUGGACGUACCAGUUUAUCUCUGGCAACUUAUCUGGGCUGGCUGGAAGGCUGUGUCAGCCUGCUCAGGAAUGGUGCUAAGCAGAACAUACCCGACAAAAAUGGGAGGUUGCCGCUACACGCUGCUACCGCAGAGCCUGACGUGAG